Molecule: messenger RNA, 1299 nt
Organism: Clonostachys rhizophaga
Lineage: Eukaryota; Fungi; Ascomycota; Sordariomycetes; Hypocreales; Bionectriaceae
Source: the annotation of a GenBank genome assembly
AUGGGCCAGUUCAAAGUCAUCGUCGUCGGCGCAGGACCAGUCGGUCUGGUCCUCGCGAUCGCGCUGCAGAAAUCCGGCAUCGACUUUGUCGUCGUCGAGCAGCGCAAACAGGUUCCGCCACCAACCGCCUUCGGUAUCUUCCUGUGGCCGCACAUUCUGCGCAUUUUCGAUCAGCUGGGUCUCUAUGAGGAUAUGCAGAGCAUUGGGAUAGUUAUGACAGAGUUGUUGAAUAAGUCUUCAACGGGAGAGCAGCUUGAAGUCUCCAACGGCUUCGAGUUGCUCGAGUUUGCUCACGGAUAUCCGACUAUGCUGUUUGAUCGAAAGACUUUUGCCGAGGUGCUCCUGAAGCAUUUGAAGGGAAGUGAUCAGCUCGUAAAGACCAAUAAGAAAGUCACCAAUAUUACCAGUCGCAAGGAUGGAGUUACCGUCGACUUCGCGGAUGGCACCUCGGAGGACGGGUCAAUCGUCGUGGGAGCCGACGGCGUCUGGAGCACCGUCAGAGAUUUCAUGCGCGAAAAGGCGCCCCCCGGACUUUUCAGCGAAGGCCCGAACCCCUUCAGCGCACCUUACCAGGGCCUGUUCUUCCGCGUGCCUCGCCCCGAGUCUCUGAAGCCCGGCCAGACGGUGUAUGUCCACCAGCCGAACAGGCAGUUGAUGGCCCUCGUGACUGCUACCGAGGCUCAUAUGACCACAUAUGAGAGGAUUCCGGAUGUGAGCGAGCGCACGUACUUUUCGCCGAAUAAGGUCACUGAUGAGGAUGUCAAAUACUGGUUCGAUGUCCCGGUCAAUGACCAAACCACGUUCAAAGACCUCUGGGACAACAAGACCAUGGGUGGCAGGGUGAACCAUGAUGAGGGAGUCAUACCGUGGUGGCAUUGGGAUAGGCUUGUGCUCGUAGGAGAUUCUGUCCACAAGAUGAGUCCGUUCCGUGGUGCUGGUGCGUGCUGUGGGAUUGAAGGAGUCAUUUCUCUGGUGAACAAACUCAACCGAACACUCAGCUCUAACCCAGAACCUCCGAGGCGAGACCUGAGCAGAGCAUUCACCGCGUACCAGGUUGAACGCGAACCGGCAGCCAGGCUUUGGGUCCAUGUUUCGAGACUGGACAUUGAUCUCUACACGUCGAAAGCGGGACCUGCAUCAAAGGCGGCAACCUUUGCAGAUGGUAGGACUAUCCCUAUAGUUGCCAACAGCCCAGUUCUGGACAUUCUGCCAUUUCCCAACGAGAAGGAGGGAGUGGUUCCAUGGAGAAGACAUCCAAAGGUUCCUGGGCAGUCAAAGGACGUCAAAGCACGCCUGUGA